AUGGUGGCUUCACGACUUGUCCGACCAGCUGCACAGCUCCUCCGCAGCUCCCCUUCAACACUCCCCAGAUGUAGCUUGCAGAGGGUGGCUGCACCGGCGGCAGCAUUGAGGUUGAGGAGGUCAUAUGCUACGCCCUCGGGUAGCAAGGAAAUGACAGUGCGAGAUGCACUGAACGAGGCGAUGGCGGAGGAGAUGGAGAAGAAUGAGAAGGUCUUCGUGCUGGGUGAGGAGGUUGGACAGUACAAUGGCGCAUACAAGGUUACGAAAGGCCUGCUAGACCGCUUUGGCGAGAAGCGAGUCAUCGACAGUCCCAUCACAGAGUCCGGCUUCGCAGGCCUGACAGUCGGUGCUGCCCUCGCAGGUCUCCACCCUGUCUGCGAGUUCAUGACCUUCAACUUCGCCAUGCAGGCCAUCGAUCAGAUCAUCAACUCUGCGGCCAAGACACAUUACAUGUCCGGUGGCAUUCAGCCUUGCAACAUCACUUUCCGUGGACCCAACGGUUUCGCAUCAGGUGUUGCAGCUCAACACUCACAGGACUACUCAGCUUGGUACGGCUCGAUACCCGGUUUGAAGGUCGUUGCGCCCUACUCCGCCGAGGACGCAAAGGGUUUGUUGAAGGCUGCCAUUCGCGACCCGAACCCCGUCGUUGUGCUUGAGAACGAGCUUCUGUACGGUCUGUCCUUUCCGAUGAGCGCAGAGGCUCAAUCUGACGACUUCGUAAUUCCGUUCGGCAAAGCCAAGAUCGAGCGACCUGGCAAAGACCUCACCAUCGUGACCCUCUCCCGCUGCGUUGGCCAAUCACUAGUAGCCGCUGAACAGCUCAAGAGCAAGUACGGCAUUGACGCUGAAGUCAUCAAUCUCCGAUCGGUCAAGCCUCUUGACGUAGAGGCCAUUGUCAAGUCCGUCAAGAAGACCGGCCACAUGAUGGCAGUGGAGUCCGGCUUUCCAAGCUUCGGCGUGGGCGCUGAGAUUAUCGCCCUUACCGCGGAAUACGCCUUCGACUACCUCAAGGCGCCACCAGUCCGUGUCACUGGUGCGGAGGUCCCGACACCUUACGCGCAGAAGUUGGAGGAGAUGGCCUUCCCAUCGGAGUCGCUUAUCGCGGACUACGGCGCUAAGCUCUUGAGAGUGUAA
Messenger RNA from Recurvomyces mirabilis, 1134 nucleotides. It is a transcript of the gene PDB1, whose product is annotated as pyruvate dehydrogenase E1, beta subunit. The record is from RefSeq and is a predicted model, not a curated record. Gene Ontology annotation, molecular function: pyruvate dehydrogenase (acetyl-transferring) activity. The transcript has 3 exons. Gene Ontology annotation, biological process: pyruvate decarboxylation to acetyl-CoA. Bases 1 to 1134 code for a protein of 377 amino acids. NCBI's taxonomy places the organism in Eukaryota, Fungi, Ascomycota, Dothideomycetes, Mycosphaerellales, Teratosphaeriaceae.